UUUAGGCAUAUAUCAAUUCAAAUUAGUGAGCAGACUGGAUAGUCAAAUGGGUGGGAAUGAAACUCAAGACCUUCCGGUCAUCAACCUCUCCGACAAGAACAUGAAACCGGGAACAGAGCUCUGGAACUCGACGAGAAACAGCGUCCGUGAAGCCAUGGAACACCAUGGUUGGUUCGUGGCCGAGUACAACAGCUUUCCAGCAGAACUCCACAAGUCAGUUCUAGAGGCUUCCAAGGAACUACUUGAUCUUCCUCCCGAAGUUAAGGUAAAGAACGAGAACCACAAGGCUGGACACGGCUACAUAACCAUGAGCUCCGAUGAUCAGCCCGUUCAUGAAGGUCUUGGUAUCGACCAAGCCAACGAUAUCCAACAGUGCCGCCGAUUCUCCAGUCUCAUGUGGCCUGAUCAUCAUAACAAUGACCGUUUCUGUGAAACUGUUAACGCAUAUGCGAAAAUGCAAGCGGAGCUGGAGCAACUGGUGAUAAGGAUGCUCUUUGAAAGCUAUAACCUAGAGAGGUAUACAGAGAAACACAUAAGAGGAUCACGUUACCUUCUUAGGUUGCUGAAAUACAGAAGACUCCCUAAUGGAGAGCCCAACAGGAAGUUCAUUUCUCAUACGGACAAGAGCUUCAUCUCCAUUCUCCAUCAGAACCACAUCACUGGACUCAUGUUGAAAUCCGAGAAAGAGGACGUUUGGUAUCCUUUUAUCCCUUCACCAACCAAGUUUGCUGUUAUAGCAGGCGACGCCAUCAUGGCGUGGAGCAACGACAGAAUCAAAUCGUGUUACCACAAGGUGGAGAUGGAGAGCGUGGAAAUGAGGUAUUCAUUUGGUUUCUUCUCGUUCCAAGAAAACAUGAUAUCGACACCAGAGGUGAUGGUGGACAAGGACCAUCCUUUAGCAUACAAACCCUUUCACCAUGACGGACUUCUCGCUUUCUACGAAACAGUGGAGGUUCAUCUCAAGGCACACCGUACCAUGACCAAGGCCUAUUGUGGUAUCCAACAAGCGCAUGAACCAAACCACAAUCAUACACAAACCUGAUUAUUUCAACCAAAAUGUAUAUCGAUGUCUGCUUUAUUAUAUCUUUUGAAAUUAAGUGUGAUUUUUAACC
Messenger RNA from Brassica oleracea var. oleracea, 1112 nucleotides. RefSeq names its product probable 2-oxoglutarate-dependent dioxygenase AOP1. NCBI's taxonomy places the organism in Eukaryota, Viridiplantae, Streptophyta, Magnoliopsida, Brassicales, Brassicaceae. Gene Ontology annotation, molecular function: dioxygenase activity. The transcript is spliced from 4 exons. The record is from RefSeq and is a predicted model, not a curated record. The coding region runs from base 47 to 1042 and encodes 331 amino acids.